AUGGAAUUGCAUCAAGUGUCCGACUAUUUAUGCACGGUGAUGUACACUGCAACGAACCCACGAAAACGUUUCAAAAACACCAGUAACGUGACGACACAACGACACGACACCGUGUUAAAACUUGAUUGACGCGGUUGAAACUCGGGCUUGAAACGAAACUGCAGUAUCGAAAUUUGCUUCCUUUAUUAUAUCACCGCAUAUAACUGCAUCUGCCAGCGAGCAAGCAUGCUGCUCGAGUUCCACAGCCAGGCCAGAAAAUCCUAUUGAAAUUUCAUCAAAGCCCGCGCCCAGCCAUGGCGAAGCAGUCGAAACUUGCCGGCUUUCUGCUCGCCACGUGGUUGCUCGGCAUCGUCGCCACUGAAUCGAGAAUAAGCGAGCCUGUGCACAGCUUGCACGAGCACGAGAUCGUUUACCCCCGGGUGAUCCCGGCUGAAAACGCGCGCAACAAACGAUCGGCUCACGAUCGAGGAACUCCGCUCGAAGACCUCGAAGAGCAACUGAUAUUCCUCGGCGUCAACAAUUGGACUUUGAGGACCGUGGCGAACGAUCGAUUGACACUGUCGUCGAACUUCACUGUGAAUUGGGUGCACAGCAGCGGCACGAAAUUCGACGGAUAUCACGGCAUGGUGGAUUGCGAUCUUCGACAGGGUGGCUUGACCGGUGACGAGAAUUCGUUCGCCGUGGUGACGUUGUGCAAGGAGGAACUGUACGCGUUGGUGUUGAUCGGUCAGAGAUCGUUCUUCGUGCAGCCGCUGACGAAUGGCCAGCACGUGAUCUUCCAGUCGAGGGAUGAACGGUGGUGGUCGGCUACGGAGAACUCGAAUUUUGUCUCGGUGACUCCGGCGAAUCCUCCACGCACAAAGAAAUCGAACGAAUUUGAGGAGAGCAAUGAAAAGACCAAACGGAUCAAACGAUCCAGCGAUCACGACGACGACCCUGUAAAUCACGACGUUCAGGGAUUUUAUAAUCUCUCCGGUGACGUCUUUGACGUAGAGUGCCCAGAAGCUGAGAAAUUGAUUUUCUACGAUGAAAAAGACGAGAUACCUACGGAGUAUAACGACACGAUAGUGGAAGAAUUAUCAAUUGACGUGAACCCUGAGGAGAUUGAACAUUUCUCCGGUCCUAAAUGGCAAAGGACUAGAUCUUCAAAGAAAAGGCCAACUGCUAAGGGACCACCGCCACGAUGGCUAGAGAUUGGCAUAGCUGCUGAUUAUUCCGUGAUAGAUUUCCACGGAAUUCGUGUGCAACAAUAUAUCAUGGCUCUCUUAAACAUCGUUCGUCACGGCGAUGCCAGACGAUCCCUCGAAAAUGUGAACAAAUGGAACAGGAAGAUGUUGUCCUCAACGGAUGCGAAUUACGAUGUUGCAGUAUGGCUGACGAGGUUAGACAUCGGUGGUCCUUCUGGUUACGCACCUGUGUCAGGUGUAUGCGAUCCCGCGAGAUCGUGUGCCUUAAAUCGAGACGAAGGUUUGACCAGCGCUUUUAUCAUUGCGCACGAAGUAGCACACAUCCUAGGUUUGACUCACGACGGGGACGAAACGACGGGAAACGCGUGCAAGGAAGAGGGAUCUCGAGGAAGCGUAAUGGCACCGAUGGUCGCAGCAACGUUCCAUCAUUUUUAUUGGUCUGCUUGCUCGAGGAAGGAGUUCCAUCGCAGAGUAAGACGGUGGCCCUGUUUGUCGAAUAAGCCGAAAAACGAUGGCUUCGGUCAACUGAAGACCACCGUUCAGGAAACGUUUACAAUGGACGAGCAGUGUCGUAUGGAGUUUGGUGAAGGUUACGAACAUUGUAAAACUUUCGAUGUUGCGGAACCGUGCUCUCAUUUGUGGUGUGGUAACAGUAACGUUUCUGAAAGAUGCAAAACCAAAAAGGGACCACCUUUAGAGGGCACGUUAUGUGGUAGCUCAAAGUGGUGUAUAAACGGUCGAUGUCAGUCGACAAAUAGAAAAAAAUUCGAUAUUGGAACAAUGCUGAAUAAACCUAGAGACGGGGAUUGGAGUGCUUGGAGUGCCUGGGACAAGUGUUCGAGGACUUGUGGAAUCGGAGUACAGUGUCGAACACGGAAAUGCAACAAACCUCUGCCUGCUUACGGCGGGAAAUACUGUUCAGGGCCGAGCGACGAUUGCAGACUUUGCGAUUUGCCGAAGUGUUUAACUUCCGUCGACCUCAGAGCCCAACAGUGCGCGAAACUCGGCAACGUUCUACAUGCCGAAAGAGUACGAUCCAACAACGACGUGACCUGGUUACCAUACGCAUCCGAGCAGGAGAAUCUGAAAUGUCGAUUGAUCUGCAGAAGCAAAGAGACAGGCGAGAUAUUUUACACUAGGAAGCAUUUGAUUGACGGCACGCCUUGCUCCUAUGGAUCGACAGAUAUUUGUGUACAGGUAAUGUGAAAAUGUUCCACGUACGUGCAAUUAGAAAUAUUUUAUCGUACGAACACUCGAUCGGGGAACUGUCAAUGGAAAUUUAACGAAUAUUUAGCGAAUAUCCAAACUCAAUUCUCUGAAGGAAACGAGACCUUAAAUGGAAAGAUUUUAUUCCCUCUUUCUAACUUAUUUUCUCGAACAUAGAAUUAUUACUCUCUGAUCUUUCUCUGUUAUUAUGUCACGAUUUUGUAUGCAACUAACACUUUUUGUAUGCAAAUUAAAAUAUUGCACCACGUUCCAAGCGAUGACUGUGUGUCUUCGAUAAAAUUGAUAAUAAAUUAAAAUUCACACACAAAAUUCAAAAUUAUUUUCGCUAGAAAUGCUUUUUGAAUUUGAUACGGAAGAACAUUCUUUAUACUCACGAACAUACUUCAAAAUAUCUCCGAUGAUAAGUGUAACAUCGUGAAAAUCAAACUCUUUCGAAGAAUGAAGCACAUAUAUCUUCCUCUGCUUUGAAAAUGUUUGUUGUAAUACAUAGAGCGCGAAGUACGCUUCUCUGGAGUGA
Molecule: messenger RNA, 2931 nt
Organism: Heterotrigona itama
Lineage: Eukaryota; Metazoa; Arthropoda; Insecta; Hymenoptera; Apidae
Source: the annotation of a GenBank genome assembly